AUGGCUUACUACAAUCCUAUCCACCCUACUAUCCAAUCUGGCCAGCAGUCCGGGUUCUCCUCCCUUGGCAGCGCCGUCCCUCCUUUCUUGUCGGCGAAGCGCAAGCGAGUCCCCCAGCUCCUUUUCACACCUUCGUCUAAGUGGGGUGCCUCUUUCGGUCGCACGAACCAGAAUAGACCUAUCACAUUCGACAUGAACGGGUAUCAUGGCCAAGGAAUCCGAAUGAACGAGAUCUCCGCCAGAGGCGCACCGGCAUUGGGUUCUAUGAUGUUUGGGGCCAACGAUAUUGUCUUCCCGGCCAACGUCCGGCGCAUCACAUUCAGAAUCUGCUGGCCUGGCUACCAACACGUCGAAUGGACUCGUUCAGUCGAAGUUGUAACCUCCAGUGGACCGAUGACUCGCCUUCAACUUGCUCGGGCUAUUACUGACAAUUACGUCAACUACAUCUCGCACACAGCUUAUGCGACCUCCUCUGACCCUACUUGGCCCCUCAGCAGCGCCACUUUCCCCAGACUGGUUCUGGUCGCCUUAUGGAAUGUAUACGAAGACUCGUGGCAGGCUGACGUUGCCUUCGACUUUGCCUGA
This is a messenger RNA of Pleurotus ostreatus (oyster mushroom), 585 nucleotides long. RefSeq lists its product as uncharacterized. The record is from RefSeq and is a predicted model, not a curated record. The transcript is spliced from 3 exons. Bases 1 to 585 code for a protein of 194 amino acids. NCBI's taxonomy places the organism in Eukaryota, Fungi, Basidiomycota, Agaricomycetes, Agaricales, Pleurotaceae.